AUGCGUCUUCUCAUUCUUUCAAUUGCUCUUUUCAUCGGAUCCACAACUGCUCUUGACCUCAUUGGAAGAACUCAAUGGGCUGCGGUAAAAGGAAAAGUUCUGUGCGAGGGAAAACCAGCAUCUGGAGUCAAAGUGAAGCUUAUGGAAUCUGAUAACAGCUUCCUUCCUGGAUUCUUGGACAAAGAUGACAAAUUGGCAUCCUCGAAAGCUGAUUCCAAUGGAGAGUUCAAUUUGAGUGGAUCCACCAAAGAAAUCACCACCAUCGAGCCUUAUUUGGCAGUCUUCCACGAUUGCAAAGAUGGGAUUACACCAUGCCAACGUGUUCUUCGCAUCGAUAUCCCAAAAUCAUAUUCUAACUGGGGAAGCUCUGCCAAGCAAACCUACGAUGCUGGAGUUCUGGAACUCGCCGGAAAGUUCAAAGGGGAGACCAGAAGCUGUUUCAAUAAAUAA
Messenger RNA from Caenorhabditis briggsae, 450 nucleotides. RefSeq names its product Protein CBR-TTR-3 (gene Cbr-ttr-3). The record is from RefSeq and is a predicted model, not a curated record. The transcript is spliced from 4 exons. Gene Ontology annotation, cellular component: cell surface. NCBI's taxonomy places the organism in Eukaryota, Metazoa, Nematoda, Chromadorea, Rhabditida, Rhabditidae. Bases 1 to 450 code for a protein of 149 amino acids.